AUGGAAGGAAGAAAAAGUGUCGCAAACAAUUCGUCGACUACCUCUGCAGUUAAAGUUCCUACAACUUAUGUCUCACCAUUCUCAAAACCCUUACAACCUCCUAUAAUACCAAAGCAACUUCCUCAUACAAUUGCAAACAAUUCGUCGACUACCUCUGCAGUUAAAGUUCCUACAACUUAUGUCUCACCAUUCUCAAAACCCUUACAACCUCCUAUAAUACCAAAGCAACUUCCUCAUACAAUUGCAAACAAUUCGUCGACUACCUCUGCAGUUAAAGUUCCUACAACUUAUGUCUCACCAUUCUCAAAACCCUUACAACCUCCUAUAAUACCAAAGCAACUUCCUCAUACAAUUGCAAACAAAUUGUCCAACAAUUCAAGACAUUCUACUCAAGAAAAUACCAUACAAACAAACGAAACAACAGAUACAGUUGUACCAGACACAACAGGACAAGUUUUACAGUCUUCUCCAAUUGCAAACCAAUUGUCCAACAAUUCAAGACAAUCUACUCAAGAAAAUACCAUACAAACAAACGAAACAACAGAUACAGUUGUACCAGACACAACAGGACAAGUUUUACAGUCUUCUCCAAUUGCAAACCAAUUGUCCAACAAUUCAAGACAAUCUACUCAAGAAAAUACCAUACAAACAAACGAAACAACAGAGGAACAACCAAGCGCGUCAUCGAUGACGACAAGGUCCCAGAUGAGAUACCUCGCGUUCGCGAAGCAAUUUCAAUCAGGAGAUACAGAAAAUACAGAAGAAAACACUACCAUACCUGAACGUGUUCGCAGGCAAUAUGCUAAAAAAAGACUUCAACUCCUUGAAAAACUCAAAAACCAAUGGGGAAUUCAAGACGACACCGAUUAUUCGGAAGUGUUUCAGUCUGUUAUGGAUAGUUUGCAACCAGUUGAAAAUGAAGUUAAAGACCCAGGUGUUCUCGUGGACUUGUUUGUUCAAUACUUGCC
Trichomonas vaginalis G3 is the source of this 968-nucleotide messenger RNA. RefSeq names its product attachment subunit-related family. The transcript has a single exon. The record is from RefSeq and is a predicted model, not a curated record. Lineage: Eukaryota; Parabasalia; Trichomonadida; Trichomonadidae. The annotation marks the transcript as partial.